CAUUGUAUUGAUAUUUCUUUUAGUAAAAAAUAUAGAUAAAAAAAAUGUAUUUGCAGAACUGCUAAUCCUAGCCAAUUCAGAGAAAGGCUUGCAUUAACAAAUACACCAAACAUGGGAACUCCGAUUAAAGAUAUCAAGAUUCCAGAAAAUGCACCAAACAAUAUUUUGCUAGAUAAACAUAUUGAAUUUAUUAAAACAUAUGAAGAAAGCAAUAAAUAUGAAUACAUUAUGACUGAAUACUUACGUAUGAGUGGUGUUUACUGGGGUUUGACUGCAAUGGCUUUAAUGAAGAGAUUAGAUUCAAUGGAUAAAAAAAGUAUAAUGGAGUUUGUUCAGGAAUGUCAACAUGAUUCAGGUGGCUACAGUGCAAGUGCUCAGCAUGAUGCACAUCUUUUAUACACUCUUAGUGCCAUACAGAUACACGCCUUGUUUGACGAGCUAGAAGAAUUGGACAAAGAAAAAGUGUCAAAUUUUAUUGCAAGUCUUCAACAACCUGAUGGUUCGUUUUACGGUGAUAAAUGGGGAGAGAUUGAUAGCAGAUUUUCGUUUUGUGCCUUAGCAUCCCUGAAAAUAAUGGGUAAAUUGGAUCGCGUAGAUGUUGUAAAAGCUGUAGAAUAUGUUAUACGUUGCAUGAAUUUUGAUGGAGGUUUUGGAUGUACUCCAGGUUCAGAGUCACAUGCUGGACAAAUCUACUGCUGUGUUGGUGUACUCUCUAUAACUAACUCAUUGCAUCUCAUAAAUCCUGACCUGCUGGGUUGGUGGUUAUGUGAACGACAACUACCCUCGGGUGGUUUGAACGGUAGACCAGAGAAGCUACCCGAUGUUUGCUAUUCAUGGUGGGUUCUAGCAUCGUUGAGAGUGCUUGGUAAAAUCGAAUGGAUAGACAAGGAUAAGCUAGCAAAUUUUAUAAUGGCUUCUCAAGACGAAGAAACUGGUGGAAUAUCGGACCGACCUGGAAACAUGGUUGAUCCGUUUCACACCUUAUUUGGCGUGGCUGGUUUAUCGUUGCUAGGAUACAGUCGUAAAGACAUAGAAGAAGUGAACCCAGUUUUUUGUUUACCGCAAUCUGUAGUUGAUAAAUAUAACAUCAAGAUUCAAAUUUUAUGACGAAACUUAUGAAGACGUCGACUCCUGUUAGUUAGACCACAAUAAUCUCGUUUACGUUAUCAGUAAAAAAGUCUGUAAACAAAUUUUUAGCGGGCAAGAAUAUUAGUGACCUGCACAAA
Molecule: messenger RNA, 1226 nt
Organism: Hydractinia symbiolongicarpus
Lineage: Eukaryota; Metazoa; Cnidaria; Hydrozoa; Anthoathecata; Hydractiniidae
Product: geranylgeranyl transferase type-2 subunit beta-like
Exons: 9
Coding region: 112-1107 (331 amino acids)
Biological process (GO): protein geranylgeranylation
Cellular component (GO): Rab-protein geranylgeranyltransferase complex
Molecular function (GO): Rab geranylgeranyltransferase activity
Source: RefSeq, a predicted model, not a curated record